Messenger RNA from Brettanomyces nanus, 1077 nucleotides. RefSeq lists its product as uncharacterized. Lineage: Eukaryota; Fungi; Ascomycota; Pichiomycetes; Pichiales; Pichiaceae. The coding region runs from base 1 to 1077 and encodes 358 amino acids. The transcript has a single exon. The record is from RefSeq and is a predicted model, not a curated record.
AUGGGGCUUUGCUUAUAUCAAGUGAUUUCCGAAGAGCCUAAUGGCGAUCGGAAAAAAAGGCGUAGGAUUUCUACAGAGAGUUAUCGCUUUGUCAAUGAUCGCCACAUAGAAGAAAGACAAAACAUUAACGAGGCAGAAGAAGAACAACAUGAGGAGAUGUCAUCUGCAGCACGUUUACCGAUUAUACCAUUACCAUCGGAAGCUCUAUCCUCUCAGGAUGAAUAUCGCCUACUUAGACAGAGGCUUCGACUACUUACUAGGCGAGAGCAACAACAAGAGAACCCGACUGCAGGGUCCAGUCAGCAAGUAGAGCCAGCAAGAAGUCGGCCAAUGAGAAGAUGGAGACAUGAGAGAACGUUAGAUGAUGUUCUAGAGAGUGUCCAUAAUGGUAUUGAAGAUGAUGAACUGCGGCAUAAUAGAGCAUCAGGAAGACUAAUGAGGAUUCCAUCGAUCCCUACAGUUUCUGCCAGUAGAUCGAGGCUGAGGAGGGAAUUUCUUCGUAAUCGCAGAAGACCGAUGAGAAAUGCAAACUCUCAGUUUAUUCUUCAUGAUAUCGGAGGAAUAGAAGAACCAGACAUUGCGAGAGUGCAUACUGAUAGUACUGAUACACUUUCUGUGUUUUCACCAAUGAAUAAUAUGGAAGACGAUAGUGAUGGAAGUGAAGAUGACGAUGGAGAUUUACCGAGGUGGGAAGAUCCACCCUAUGCGGAAACGUUUUCUGAGCGAAUACAUAGACGGUGGUUAAUUAUUCAGAAUAUUCGUCGAGAGAUUAGAGAGACGAGGAGGAGUACUGGAUCAGAAGAAGGCGGUGGUGGAAGAGAAUCUAGCAAUGACUAUAGAGAUGCCAUUAAUGACAUUCCGGAUCAUGAGGUGUUUCUUCGAUUAUAUGGCAGCAUAAACAACAAAUAUGAUUAUUGGAAGCCCAGAGAGUAUAAGGAUGUGGGUAAAGUUGGAGAAGACUGUUUUAGGAUGAGUAGAAGCACAAGAAAUAAGCUUCUAGAGGCAUCCACGGAGAAAUUUGGGAGACCACUGCCAACGGGCGUGAUAUUUACACAAGAAGAUGAUGAAAGCACUUGA